This is a messenger RNA of Entamoeba nuttalli P19, 1515 nucleotides long. Its product is annotated as thioredoxin, putative. The record is from RefSeq and is a predicted model, not a curated record. The transcript has a single exon. Gene Ontology annotation, biological process: protein folding; response to endoplasmic reticulum stress. Gene Ontology annotation, cellular component: endoplasmic reticulum. NCBI's taxonomy places the organism in Eukaryota, Evosea, Mastigamoebida, Endamoebidae. The coding region runs from base 1 to 1515 and encodes 504 amino acids. Gene Ontology annotation, molecular function: protein disulfide isomerase activity.
AUGAAAAUUUUCUUUUUCAUUACCCUUUUAGUUGUUGUACUUGCAGAAGUUGAUAAUACAACUCAAGAAGACAAAAGGUCAUUUGAAAUAUUCACAUUAAAUAAUAAUUUUUAUGGAAAUUUCAUUGACCAUGAAGACAUGGUUUUUGUAAAAUAUUAUGCACCAUGGUGUGGUCAUUGUAAAGCGUUAAAACCAAUUUAUGAAAAUUUAGCUAAAGAAUUAUACAAUAAAUUAAAAUUUGCAGAAGUAAAUUGUGAAGAAUCAAAGGAAAUUUGUGAGAAAGAAGGAAUUGAAGGAUAUCCAACAUUAAUUCUUUUCCGUAAAGGAAGGUCUAAGAAGGUUUAUGGUGGAGAAAGAAAUAUUGAAGCCAUGAAAAAAUUCCUUGAAAAUGAAUCACUUCCACCUAUAAUUGAAAGUACUAAAGAAGCAAUAGAAGAAUUAAAGAAAAAAGAAAAUUCAUUUGUUAUUAUUAAGAGUGAAGCUGAUGACCAAAUUAGAAAUAAAUUAGUUGAAUUAGUUGAUGAAUUAGAUUAUCUUCAUUUCUAUGCUCUUAAUACUGAAAUGGAUAAUUUUGAAAUAUCUGUUUAUAAUGGUGAUUCUAAAGAAUUAUUUACUUAUGAAGCCACUACUUUAGAUAAAUUUAAUGGUACUGAAUUCAUUGAUUGGGCUAAUACUAAAACAUUCCCAUUGUUCCAUCAAGUUAAUAUGCCAUUAUUUAGAAGAAUUGAAAAUCUUCCAGUUUAUACUUUAUGGUACUUCUAUCAAGGAACAAUUCCAAAAGUUCAUGAAGAUUUAUUUAGAGGAUUAGCAAAGAAAUAUAAUGGAAAAUUCAUAUUCUUCUCAUUUAAUAAAGUAAUUUCUGAAGACCAAGUUAAACAUAUGCAUCAUACUGGUAAUGUUUAUCCAGUAAUUUCUGUUAUUCAUACAAAUAAGAGAAAUAUGUAUGUUAUGGAUGAAGAGGCUACAAUUGAUGAAGAAACAAUCAAUAAGUACAUUGAAAGUAUUCUUAAUGGAACUGCUCAAUUAUAUUAUCAAUUAUCUGAUCCAAUUAAACCAGAAGAUCAAAAAGAUGUUUUUAAAUUAACUGGUCACAAUUUCAAUGAAUUUGUAACAACUAAAGGUAAAGAUAGUCUUAUAAUCUUCUGUGUUGAAAGAGCUGAUAUGUGUAAGUAUUUCUUAACAACACCACUUGCUAAAGUUGCUAAGAGAAUGCAAGGAAUUGAUACAUUCCAAAUGGCAUGGAUUGAUGCAUCUACUGAUGACGUUUCACCAGAAUGGAAUUUGAAUAUUAUUCCAAAGAUCUAUUUAGUCAGUGAAAAGGAUGGAGAAACAAAGAAGGUUGAGAUGAAUGAAAUGCCAAGUGAAGAAAAUACUAUGAAAUUUAUUAUGGAAAAUGCUUUAUUUAAAUUUGAAAUGCCAGCUCCUUUACCAGAAGAAAAGAAGGAAGAAGAAGUUCCAGAAAGUGAUUCUGAUAGUGAAGAAGCUGAAAAACCAAAAGAAAAGAAAGAGUUAUAA